Parnassius mnemosyne (clouded apollo) is the source of this 354-nucleotide messenger RNA. NCBI's taxonomy places the organism in Eukaryota, Metazoa, Arthropoda, Insecta, Lepidoptera, Papilionidae. The record is from the annotation of a GenBank genome assembly.
AUGUUGCUAACUAGUAGCAUUCAUUGCUAUGCGGACGACAGCACUGGUGAUGCCUUAUAUACCGGCCGUGCUAAUAUUUCUCGGGAAAACGUCGCCGAGUACCCGGACAAACUUGUGUCUGAAGUCGAGUAUUUGCUUUACAAAGUCUCGGAAUGGGGCCGACUAAAUCUAGUUCAGUUCAAUCCCCAGAAGACACAAUUUUGCACGUUUACCGCUAAAAAGAACCCCUUUGUCGUAUCUCCUCAGUUUAAAGGCACUCCCCUUGCUGCCUCAGCUAAGCGUGAAAGCUUUGCUGAAUUUAGAAAAAAACAUCUUUCGUUUUCUAAGUUUAAUUGCCUUAAUAAAUCUUUCUAG